Monoraphidium neglectum is the source of this 378-nucleotide messenger RNA. RefSeq lists its product as hypothetical. Bases 1 to 378 code for a protein of 125 amino acids. The transcript is spliced from 2 exons. The record is from RefSeq and is a predicted model, not a curated record. NCBI's taxonomy places the organism in Eukaryota, Viridiplantae, Chlorophyta, Chlorophyceae, Sphaeropleales, Selenastraceae.
AUGAGCCUGGCAGAGGCGCUCAUGCGCGGCAAGGAGCGCACUGCCGGCCCGGGCGCGGCCGCGUUCGGGGCGGCGGCAGCGGCGGCGACGCCUGAGCAGCAGCGGCGGCAGGAAAUCCUUGAUGCGCUGGCGGCGCUGAAGAAGAAGGGGAAGGACAAGAAACGGAAAAAGGAGAGAAGCAAAAAGGACCGCAAGGAGAAGGGCAGCAGCAAGGACAAGAAGCGGCGGCGCGAGGGGAAGGAGAAGGGCAGCGGCCGGCGCAAGGAGGGGCGACGACGCAGCAGCAACGGCAAAAAGCGGCGGCGUAGCGGCAGCGGCGGCUCGCUCAGCGAUUCGGGCUCCGAGGGCUCUAGCGGCACCAGCAGCGGUGACGCCUGA